Molecule: messenger RNA, 5835 nt
Organism: Pyrgilauda ruficollis (rufous-necked snowfinch)
Lineage: Eukaryota; Metazoa; Chordata; Aves; Passeriformes; Passeridae
Gene: SORCS2
Product: sortilin related VPS10 domain containing receptor 2
Exons: 27
Coding region: 5-3061 (1018 amino acids)
Cellular component (GO): membrane
Molecular function (GO): protein binding
Source: RefSeq, a predicted model, not a curated record
UGACAUGGGGAAAGUUCUGGAGAGCUCUUUGUGGAGGUCUUCAGAUUUUGGGACAUUAUACACAAAGUUGAACCUACAGCCCGGGAUUGCCACUGUUAUUGACAAUUUCUACAUUUGUUCCACCAACAAAAAGAAGAUAAUUCUUGUAAGCUCUUCCCAUAAUGACCGUGACCAAAGCCUUUUCAUAAGCACAGAUGAAGGAGCCACUUUCCAGAAACAACCCAUUGCUUUCUUUGUGGAAACGCUGCUUUUUCAUCCAAAAGAAGAAGAUAAAGUACUUGCUUAUACCAAGGAAGGCAAGAUUUAUGUAUCUAUUGACUUGGGGAAAAAAUGGAACCUUCUGCAGGAAGGAGUUUCUAAAGAUCAUUUUUUUUGGGCUGUUGCUGGAGUUGACGGGGACCUUGAUUUAGUUCAUAUGGAAAUCCAGGACCCCAGUGGAGGUUAUCGCUACAUCACUUGCCAGAUUCAAAAUUGUUCUGAUAAGACAAUGACAGUCCCAUUUGCUGGCAGCACUGAUCGGGAUUCCCUGACUGUGCAGGAUGACUACAUAUUUCUUCAGACAACAUCAGCAAACAGGACCAAGUAUUACGUGUCGUACCGUCGAAAUGGCUUUGUUCAGAUGAAGUUGCCAAAAUAUGCAUUGCCAAAAGACUUACAGAUAAUCAGUACAGAUGAAAACCAGGUGUUUGUGGCUGUACAGGAGUGGUACCAGACAGACACAUACAACCUGUACCAGUCUGACCCACAAGGUGUUUACUACUCCAUCUUGCUGGAAAAUGUCCGGAGCACGAAGCAGCCAGAAGAGAAUGUCCUGAUAGAUAUUCUGGAGGUCAGAGGUGUAAAAGGAGUCUUUUUGGCCAACCAGAAAAUUGAUGGGAAAGUUACGACCCUGAUAACCUACAACAAAGGCCGUGACUGGGAUUUUCUAAACCCUCCAGACAUCGAUAUGAACGGCAAGCCCACCAACUGCAAACCUCCUGAUUGUUACCUCCACCUCCAUCUGCGGUGGGCAGACAAUCCCUAUGUGUCAGGCACUGUGCACACCAAGGACACUGCACCAGGGCUCAUCAUGGGGGCAGGUAACCUGGGGUCCCAGUUGGUUGAGUAUAAAGAAGAGAUGUACAUAACAUCUGACUGUGGGAACACGUGGCGUCAGGUCUUUGAAGAAGAGCACCACAUCUUGUACUUGGACCAUGGUGGAGUUAUUGUGGCUAUCAAAGACACCUCUAUCCCUCUGAAAAUACUCAAAUUCAGCAUAGAUGAAGGGCAGACCUGGAGCACACAUAAUUUCACCAGCACUUCUGUCUUUGUAGAUGGACUGCUUAGUGAACCUGGAGAUGAGACACUGGUCAUGACAGUCUUUGGACAUAUCAGCUACCGUUCAGAUUGGGAACUGGUGAAGGUGGACUUCAGACCAUCCUUCCCCAGAGAAUGCACUGAUGAAGACUAUGAGUCUUGGGAGCUUACAAAUCUGCAGGGUGAUCGUUGCAUCAUGGGCCAGCAGAGAAGCUUUCGGAAGAGGAAGAUUUCAUCAUGGUGCAUUAAAGGGAAAAGUUUCACAUCAGCUCUCACAUCCAAAGUUUGUGAAUGUGUGAACACUGAUUUCUUGUGUGAUUAUGGGUUUGAGCGCUCUGCACCUCUGAAGCUGGAGUCCAGCAAAUGCUUUGCUGACUUUUGGUUUAAUCCAGAAGCACCUCCUGAAGACUGUGUGUUGGGGCAGGCAUACACCAGCAGCACUGGGUACAGGAAAGUUGUUUCUAAUGUGUGUGAAGGUGGAGUAGACCUGCAGCAGAACUUAGCACACCAUAUGUGUCCAUUGAUUGCUCCCAAGGGACUUCAGAUCAGCAUCAGAGAAGAAAGCCUGGCUGUUAGGCCUGGGGAAGACAUCACCUUCAUUGUCCAACAAGAGCAGGGUGAUGUAUUGAGUACCAAAUACCAGGUAGAUCUUGGAGACGGCUUUAAGGCGAUAUACGUGAACCUGACGAUGACUGGCGAGCCCAUCCGUCACCGCUACGAGAAUCCCGGGAUUUACCGCGUGUCCGUGAAGGCUGAGAACGUGGCUGGGCAUGACGAGGCUGUGGUGUUCGUCCAAGUCAACUCUCCACUCCAGGCUUUAAAUUUAGAAGUGGUUCCAGUCAUUGGGAGAAACCAGGAGGUGAACCUGACAGCCAUCAUACUGCCUAAGAAUCCUAAUUUGACAGUUUUCUACUGGUGGAUAGGAAACAAUCUUCAGCCACUGCUUACAUUGGAGAGUUUUCUGGUGACAAAGUUUGCUGAGACAGGUGAUGUCAGAGUUACAGUGCAAGUUUCCUGUGGGAGCUCUAUGCUUCAGGACUCAAAAGUUGUCCAUGUUUUUGAUUAUUUUCAUGUUCUUCCUCUGAAGUUUACUAAGGACCUGGACAAGUACAACCCUGACAUACCAGAGUGGAGGGAAGACAUUGGGCGGGUGGUGACACGACUUCUUGCAAAGGAGACCAGUAUACCUGAAGAAACGCUCAUGACAGUUGUGAAACCUGGUCUGCCCACAGCUGCUGACUUGCAUGUGCUACUACCAGCAAAUCAACCAAAAAAGAAGAGAAGCAUAACAAGUGAUAAGAGAAUAGCAGCUAUAAAGCAGGCCCUGAACGCACACAACAUCAGUUUCUUUCUGAGGGGAGGAUACUGGGUCUUAGUGACUUUAGCUGACUCCGAUUCAGACUCUCAGAGGAUUGGAGGAGGCAGUGGCUACUGGGCUAUUGUGGUUCUCUUUGUUGUUUGUCUAGUUGCAGUCGGGGCUUUCAUCCUCUACAAGUUCAAAAGGAAACUGCCAGGCAGAAAUGUCUACGCCCAGAUGCACAAUGAAAAAGAGCAGGAGAUGACAAGCCCUGUUAAUCACAGUGAGGACACCCAGAACAUCAUCCAGGGUGAGGAGUUUAUUGAUGAUGAUCUGGACUCUCAAACACUAGGUAACGCAAGAGUGACUCCUUCUGGGAGAAGUGGCAACUUGAACAGCUACAGAGUUCCCUUAUUGCUGAUGCCGGUCAGUGUCCAGUCCCAGGCAAUCACUCAGGCGUGGUUUUGAGCAUCAACUCCAGAGAGAUGCACAGUUACCUGGUUAGCUGAUAUUUGCAGCUGAACACAAAAACCGAAAGACUCUUCACUGUACCAUUUUAUUUUUCCCUGGUGAUGUUCCAAAAUUGCAAACAUGGCUGUAAAUGCUGAUGGAGAGGAGGUUUCUUAUCAGUCCUGUGGAAAAAAGCAUCCAUCAUCAGUUACCAAGGGCGAAGGAUAACAUGUCUUGUGUUCACUCUAUGGCCUAGAAACUCAUUUCGACUGAAACUCAAAUUAUGGUAGCAAAUUUGUAGCCCUAGGCACCUUCAAUGCCACCUUGUUUCUUUUCUGUAUAUGCUCUAUUUCUUUAUGUUUAUUUUUAGAAUGAUUGACUGUAACUUUUUAAUUUUAUUUUUAAUUGAGGUAUUCAGUGGAAGGCUGGGAGUCUUCAGCCUGAAAAGGUGAUUUUUACACAAGUGACUAGACCAGAAAAGAUGGUUGAUCACAAUGACAAAUUUUUUUGUAGGCCAAGUGUUUCUGUACUGGGAAAGGACUGAGAGACAAAUGCACUCCUAGUUGAGACCAGCUCUUAACUUAAACAUGUGUGAGACAAUCUAAUAAAUUUAGGCUUAGACCCUUCUGAGGAUUAAAGGAAGUAAAAUGUUAAUUAGGAUAUCUCGUAAUAUACAAUAAUGCUCUUGUAAUUGUAGCAAGUCCUGACAAACUAUCAGCACCAGUAUCUUUCCCCAUCCCAUCACAUGUGAAAGAAAAAACACCAGCUUGAUGCUACUUCCAGACCAGGUGCCUUCACUUGUGGACAGUCAUUUUAGUUGCUCUUUUUUUUUUCCUGAGCGAGCCCCUCUAGGAUGAUGGAAGCUGCCAGAUGAGUUCUCCUGUUAAACCCUAGGCUGGUGGCCUGUCUCUUUUUAAAUUUCCAGAGAGUGUAAAUACCUCUUUUACACAGUUUUCUUUGUAUGGUUAUUUUUUUUAAACUUCCUAUGAGGGCAGCUGUGCCGGCUGGGUCAGAGUUCUGCUCUGGGAAGAGCUGGGUGGGGAGCACUGCCAUCUCCUUCCCACAGCAUCCCUGUUUGGGAUUUCCCCUGGCAUUUGCCCUUGCUGGUGGGAGUAGGCAAACCUCAACCUGACCUUUUCCAUUUGGGUUGGUUUGACAAUCCAAAAGGUCAUGGGGAAGAUGGGAAGGGAUUUAGGGCUUCCUGUUUCCUUCCCAUCACCACGGGGUGUCUCUCAGUCCCUACCACCAGUGGCCCCUUUUUCUGCAGGGAUGACAGGGGAAGGGCUUCUGGAGGGGCUGCCUGCAGAAAGGCUUGUGAGUCAGGUCCUUGUUUCCUCAUCCCAGUUUUGUCAGAGUUUCCUAGUCUUGACCUCCGCAUCCCUAGGGAAUGGCGAUGCAGUGAAUCCACACUCCUCUUUUCUUUUCUCUGUGGUUUAUUUUAGCCAUGUAGGAAAACAAGUGGGGUGUAGUGUGGUGAGUUUAAAUGUCUGACAUCCUGUGUGUCACAGCUGCCUGGGACUAGGAUGCUUCUCUAAGAAAACUAUAUAGUGUCUUCACUUUUUGCCUUUGAUAGAGAAUAACUAACUCUGUACUCACUGAAUGUCAUACUGAUGCUAGUGACAGGCUUGCACAUCACCUUGUUUAAGAAGGAUACAGAUAACUCAUUGUCCAGAAUAUGCAAACAGAAAAUAAUGAAUGCUAGUCAAAUAGAAAAGGACUGUCUUAAAAUCAGUGUAUGCAUUGGAAUCAUUCUUCAAUGUAGCUGUGAAUAUAGAACAUAUUAUCAUCAAAUGCAGCAGAUUGGGAUGUAGUAAUUCAGUGUAGUACUGUAGGCUCUCACAAACCCCACAGGAUGUAUGAGUAAAGCACAAGAAAAUCUAGAUUAUAAAUUUACUGUAAGGAACUAGAUGGAAAAGUUAAAGAUUCUGAAAAGCACUUGCAAACCGCUCAGGAAAACAAUUACAAAAAUUAUUCUAAGAUUUCUGCCUAUUUAGUUGUAUAGUGCCAUGUAAACUUAUUGACAGAGAAGCAAUGCCCUGGGUGACUGUUGUGUGCCAGACUGUGGAAAUCCAAGGUCUUAAAUGUAUCUGAGUCUGGGUUUCUUGAAGAAAAGUGCAUAUACAAAACAUGCUGUGAAUUGGAAACUCUUGGGAUCAUUGCACCAGGGGCUUUCUCUCCUCACCAGCUUUUCUUGCUUUUUCUAGUGGAAAUGAGCUGGAGCAGAGAAUAAAAUAACAUUGCAACCAUCUUACUUGUUCCUGUGAAAUAAAUCUGAAAUAGGUUGUUUGUAUAGGGCAGGUGAGUGGCAAACCAGCUUCACAGACAAGGAAUGGGAUGGAAGCUCCAGCCUGGGGUUGUUCUCACAUGGUUAAGGAUUGGCAAAGGACUCUGUUGGAACUAGGUCACACAUCUAAUUUAUGCUUUAACAGCUACUUUUAUACAUUUAAUUCAGGGUGAUUUGUGUCUGAUCACAGGAGUCUUUUGGAACAUGGUAGAAUAUUUAACUGCUUGGUACUCUAAUUAACACUUAGCACAGUGUAGUGCCUGUAAUAAUUUUUUCCAGUACUUAUUAAUUUGAUUCAUACAGUACUCCUGUGAGGUUGGUUUGUCAUGUCUUAAAAACACUGUUUUCUAAAGACAUAUUGGUAUUACCAUAACUGUAUUAAUAAUACCCAGCAGAUAAUAAAGGAAGCCUUUGAUUUCCUCAUAAGAAUAAUUUUUAAAUGAAUUAUUUUAAAAUGCAGAAAGCAUUAUUGCCAUUUUCUCAUUCAUGGUGUCUUGGUUUAUCUGUA